This is a messenger RNA of Melitaea cinxia (Glanville fritillary), 2645 nucleotides long. RefSeq names its product beta-mannosidase (gene beta-Man). The transcript has 12 exons. Gene Ontology annotation, biological process: glycoprotein catabolic process. The coding region runs from base 1 to 2556 and encodes 851 amino acids. The record is from RefSeq and is a predicted model, not a curated record. Lineage: Eukaryota; Metazoa; Arthropoda; Insecta; Lepidoptera; Nymphalidae. Gene Ontology annotation, molecular function: beta-mannosidase activity.
AUGAAUAUGAUCUUGGCAAGACCCGCUACCACAAUAUCUGUACCAGGUUCAGUUCCUGGUGGAGUAUACACCGAUCUUCACAAUGCGGGUAUCAUUGGUGAUAUACUGUCAGGUUAUAACGAUGUCCUUACUCGCUGGGUGUCAUACGACACUUGGACGUACACAGGGAAAUUCAAUGUUAGUGGAGACAAUUUGAAAUUUUCUGUUGCAAAGUUAGUUUUAGAAGGCGUGGACACGGUUGCCUUUAUAGAAUUGAAUGGUAGUCCGGUCGGAUCAACAAAGAAUAUGUUUGUAAGAUACGGUUUUGAUGUCAAAGAACACCUAAAGGUAGGUGAAAAUGAAUUAAAGUUCACUUUUGAGUCGCCGAUAGAAUACGCUAAAGCUCGGUCCAUAAAAUACUUCACAGCCCCGGAGUGCGUCCCCGACUUGUAUAAUGGUGAAUGUCACGCGAACCAAAUAAGAAAGAUGCAGGCGUCCUUUAGCUGGGAUUGGGGGCCGGCAUUUCCGUCUGUCGGAAUUUGGAGAAGUGCGAGUUUAGAAUUCUUUAAUGGUGCUAUUAUAAGAUCAUUCACGACACACAUUGAAAAGAAAUAUUCUACGUGGUUCUUGAAAGUUAAAGUGUCUUUGGAAACUGGUGAACAGAUAAGACAUAUUAAAGGAUAUUUGUCUGUAUAUUUGUCCGUUGAAGGACAUCAAACAAUAAAAAUCAGUAAAUACGUUGACAGAAAAACAAAAAUUGAAGGAACAAUUGAAGUAGAACUUGAUAUGAACAUUAACGAGAAUUUAAUUAGAGAAUGGUGGCCUAAUGGAUAUGGUAGUCAAAGUUUAUACAAUCUUCUUAUAUUUUUCACUACAUAUGGAAAUUGGAGCGAUCACGAAAUUUCUUACAAACACGGUAAAAUUGGAUUCCGUACAUUGGAACUUGUGGAACAAGAAGCCUCCUUGAUACUAGGCUUGACUUUUUAUUUUAAAAUUAACGGCUAUCCGAUAUUUAUGAAAGGAUCUAAUUGGAUUCCUUCGAACAUUCUCCCGGAAAUUGGCGAGAGGGAUAUACAAAGAAUUGAUAAUCUUUUGCUUGCUGCUCGAGAUACGCACAUGGCGAUGCUUCGGGUUUGGGGAGGAGGUAUUUACGAGUCCGACUACUUUUACAGGCGUUGCGAUGAACUCGGAAUUUUGGUGUGGCAAGAUUUUCUUUUCGCGUGCUCAAUGUAUCCUGCUGAUCCAGAAUUUCUCGAGAAUGUGGAAGCCGAAAUUGAAUAUAAUGUCCUUCGUCUCCAACAUCAUCCUUCCAUAGCAGUUUGGGCGGGCAAUAAUGAAAAUGAGGUAGCACUACGUGGAAACUGGUACAGCACCCAAUCUCAGUUUGAAAAAUACAAGAACGAAUACAUUAAACUUUAUGUAGAAACUAUUAAACCUAUUGUAGAAGAUAUUGACCCUGGAAGGCGAUACCUUGUUUCCAGUCCCUCGAACGGUAGACAAUCGGAGCAAGAUGGAUAUAUCGCUAAAAACCCUUAUGAUCCAAAUUAUGGUGACACUCAUUACUAUAACUACUUAGCAGAUAAUUGGGACCAAAACAUCUACCCUCAAACACGUUUUGCUUCUGAAUAUGGCUUUCAAUCUUUACCAUCUAUUCAAACUAUGAGAAUGGCAACAAAUAACACGAGUGACUACAAAGUAGAUAGUGACUAUUCAAAACACAGACAGCAUAGUCCUAAUGGCUACAACUUUAUUAAGAUGCAAAUGAAUCGACAUUUAAAACUAAAUGAAAGUGAUCCAAAAUAUUUCGAAAAAUUUGUAUUUUACAGCCAGAUAACACAGGCAAUGGCCAUGAAAGCUGAAACAGAGUUUUAUAGGCAAAGUCAAGCUGAUUGGUACACGAUGGGUGCCUUAUAUUGGCAAUUAAAUGAUGUAUGGCAAGCGCCGUCUUGGUCUGGAAUUGAAUAUGGUGGAAAGUGGAAAAUGCUACAUUAUUUCGCGAAAUCCUUUUUCGCUCCAGUAUUGGUUUCUCCACGGAUGACUUUGACAAGCGAAGUUAAUGUUUAUUUGAUUAACGACCGAUUCGUUCCAAUUUACGACGCAAACAUCACUGUUGAAACGUUUAAUUGGACUAGUUUUGUUCCAAUUAAGACGAAGUCCUAUCCAGCUAGUGUAGCCCCGUUGAGUAGCAAGAAACAAUUUACUUUAGACCUGUGGGACGCAGGUAAUAAAGACGAAAUAUUUUUAAAGUUUACGCUUAACGCCGAAGGGGUUGUAUCAUCUCCAAGCAAUUGUUUAUUCCCUGUGCCCUUGAAAAACACAAAGGGUUUGAAGAAACCCAAAUUAGAACUGAGUGUAUUAAAAAAGGAGUCAAAAAUCGUACAGGAGUUUACAGUUAACAUAAAAGUCGAUGUGAUAGUUUUGUUCCUAUGGCUCGAAGCGGAUUCCAUUGAAGGACAUUUCGAAGACAAUGGACUCAUAAUAACGAAACCAGAAACUAAUAUUACCUUCAUUACUCGUCAAAACAUAGAACCAAAUACACUGCAAAAUGCGUUAUCCUACCAAUAUUAUGAAAACUGACAUUUGUACAAUUAUCAGUCUUAACAAUGACCAGUAGUUAAAGGUAUACAUGAGUAUGUGAAUAAAUGAAAUACAAUUUAAAAAGCAAA